AUGAAUACUGAGCGGAGAGCCGAUUGGAAGUGCCAAAAAUGCAAGCCCCGCAAGGGAUCCACCAGUAGCAACAACUCAUAUCACAUUAUAGUUGAUGAUUACUCAUUACAAGCAAACCAAAAACAACAAAGAGAUGAUGAAAAUGAAGAGAAUGAUGAAGCCAAACGCUUUAAGAACUCUUUAUCUCUAAACGAUGUAAAUAAUAGUGUUUAUAUGGUUAAAGCUGACGUCAAGGAAUUCAAAACAGAUGUUUCGUCCAUGAAAACCGACAUAAACGACAUAAAAACCACAAUGCAAGAACUUGCAAAAACAAUAAUCGAAAACAAUACUCAAAUGAACACAAAUCUACAAACAGCUAUUACAACAAUAACCAACUCCAUUACAACUCUCACCUAUCAAGUAAGUGAGCUUCGCGAAAGCAACAAAGAAAAGGAAAAACAAAUAAAUGAGAUGGAUAAGCGUAUCAAUGAUCUAGAACAACAACUCCUAAAUAAAAACAUUGAAAUAAAAAAUGUAACAAACAAAAAUAUGCACCCGAAUGACGUUGUUAAAAAGAUUGCCAAUUCGUUAAAUGUCGAGAUAAAUGAUAACGAUAUUAGCAAUUCUUAUACUAUAAAGAAAUCGCAAAAGGUUAUUGUUGAAUUUACUUCUGUCAAUAAAAAAAGAGAGCUACUAACAAAAAUAAAUCGCCACAGAGUUGAUUCUAGUUUAAUAAACGAAGAUACCAACAACAAAUUUAUAUAUGUUAAUGAACACCUAACCCCUUAUAAACGGCGUCUGCUAUGGUUGGCCAAAACAAAAGCCAAGGAUUCAAAUUGGAGAUAUGUUUGGAUUAAAAAUGGAAAUAUUUACGCCAAAAAAAAUGAAAUUUCAAAUCCCAUCAUAAUAUUUAAUGCAUCAGAUAUUGAACUGAUUGCAUCAACGAUUUAA
Messenger RNA from Calliphora vicina (urban bluebottle blowfly), 930 nucleotides. RefSeq lists its product as uncharacterized. The transcript has a single exon. Lineage: Eukaryota; Metazoa; Arthropoda; Insecta; Diptera; Calliphoridae. The coding region runs from base 1 to 930 and encodes 309 amino acids. The record is from RefSeq and is a predicted model, not a curated record.